Molecule: messenger RNA, 2505 nt
Organism: Budorcas taxicolor (takin)
Lineage: Eukaryota; Metazoa; Chordata; Mammalia; Artiodactyla; Bovidae
Gene: FYB1
Product: FYN binding protein 1
Exons: 18
Coding region: 22-2505 (827 amino acids)
Biological process (GO): integrin-mediated signaling pathway; T cell receptor signaling pathway; protein localization to plasma membrane
Cellular component (GO): plasma membrane
Molecular function (GO): lipid binding; protein binding
Source: RefSeq, a predicted model, not a curated record
AAAGCAGAUGUGAAGUCCCUCAUGGCGAAGUUUAACACAGGGGGCAACCCCACGGAGGAGGUCUCCAUCAACAGCCGGCCCUUCAAGGUCCCGGGACAAAACUCCCCUUCAGGAAUUCAAGCCAAAAAGAACUUGUUCAACAACCAAGGAAAUGCGAGCCCUCCUGCAGGACUGAGCAACUCGCCCAAGUUUGGAUCCCCCAAGCCACCUCUGGGUGUGAAACCUUCUCCUGAGGAAAAGCCUGACAAGGAGCCCAAGCCCCCAUUUCUAAAGCCAACGGGAGUGAGUCCCAGGUUUGGACCACAGGCUAACUCGGCCACCAGAGACUCCGAGGUGAAAGCAGGAUUUCUGAAACCUGUAGGCCCCAAGCCCAUCAACUUACCAAAAGAAGACACCAAACCUGCAUUUCCCUGGCCUCCUGGGACUAAACCUUCGCUUCCCAGUGUAAACCAAGACCAUGACUUAAAACCAGGCCCCAAGCCGGGGUCAAUGCCUCCAGCCCUGGAAAAUGAACCAAAACAAGUGUUGUCAAAAUUGGCUGGGGCAAAAGGCAAGUUUCUGUCAGCCUCACAAGAUCUGGACCCCAAGCCCCUCUUCCCCAAACCUGUCUUUGGCCAGAAGCCACCCAUGAAUACAGAGGAUUCUCAGGAAGAUGAGAGCCCCACCAAGACUGCGGCCGCACAGAGAGGGCCCCUGGCCCCCAUGGCAGCCAAGGCCAAGUCUGGCCCUUUGAAACCAGCCAGGGAAGAGCCAGAGAAUAAAGAUCAUGGAGGUGAGACGUCAGUAUCUCCUUUUCCUGGAGUUGUUCUGAAACCUGCUGCAAACAGAGGGGCCCCUGGAGGCCUCCCAAAAAAUACUGAAGAGAAAAGAGAAGAUAGGAAGAUGGACACUGCUAAGAACAUCUUCCUGAGUAAAAUUACUCAGGAAGAGUCGGCCUCUGGGGCUCCUCCUGGCAGGUUCUUGAAGACCCCUUCGAAGUUGACAUCGACAGGGCCCUGGAGCCAAAGUCAAGACAAGGAAAAGGGGGAUAAGAAUUCAGCGACCCCCAGGCAGAAACCGCUGCCUUCCUUGCUUACCCUGGGACCCCCUCCACCAAAACCCAGCAGACCACCCCACGUUGACCUGUCAAAAUUCCGAAAAGCCACUUCUGGAAACAGUAGCAACAAAGGACCAAUGACUUUCUCAACAACUGCCCUGCCACCACCUCCACCAUCCCAUCCAUCCAGCCAACCACCAUUGCCAGCAUCUCACCCAACACAAUUGCCAGCCCCAAGUCUACCUCCCAGAAACAUUAAACCUCCCUUAGACCUCAAAGGCCCUGUAAAUGAAGAAAAUCAAGAUAGUGUCAUGCACUCUGAUGGUACUGGAAAUCUAGAUGAGGAACAAGAGAGUGAAGGAGAAACAUAUGAAGACAUAGACACAUCCAAAGAAAAAGAGAAGAAAAGAGAAAAGGAGGAAAAGAAGAGAUUAGAGCUGGAGAAAAAAGAACAGAAAGAGAGAGAAAAGAAAGAACAAGAAAUAAAGAAGAAAUUUAAACUAACAGGCCCUAUUCAAGUAAUCCAUCAAGCAAAAGCUUGCUGUGAUGUCAAAGGCGGAAAGAAUGAACUGAGCUUCAAGCAAGGAGAGAAUAUUGAAAUAAUUCGCAUCACAGACAACCCUGAAGGAAAAUGGCUGGGCAGAACAGCCAGGGGGUCAUAUGGCUAUAUUAAAACAACAGCUGUAGAGAUUGACUAUGACUCCUUGAAACAGAAAAAAGGCUGUCUCAGCACUCUUCCAUCGAGACCUUUUGAAGAUGACCAGGAAGUGUAUGAUGACGUUGCAGAGCAGGAAAAUGUUAGCAGCCACAGUCAGAGUGGAAGUGGAGGGAUGUUCCCACCUCCCCCAGAUGAUGAUAUUUAUGAUGGGAUAGAAGAGGAGGAUGCUGCUGAUGGCUCCACGCUACAGGUUGAAGAGAAGAGUAACACCUGGUCCUGGGGGAUUUUGAAGAUGUUAAAGGGAAAAGAUGACAAAAAGAAAAGUAUACGAGAGAAACCUAAAGACUCUGAGUCAGACAAUGAUGAAGGUUCAUCUUUCCCUUCUCCUCCUAAACAAGUGGACAUGGGAGAUGAAGUUUAUGAUGAUGUGGAUGCCUCUGAUUUCCCUCCUCCCCCAAUAGAGAUAAGUCAAGGAGUCAAGACCAAAGCUGAAGAAAAAGACCCUAAGAAGCUAAAAAAGCAAGAAAAAGAAGAAAAAGACUUCAGGAAAAAAUUUAAAUAUGAUGGUGAAAUUAGAGUCCUCUAUUCCACCAAAGUUGCACCCUCCUUAUCUUCUAAAAAGUGGGGCAACAGAGAUCUACAGAUAAAGCCUGGAGAAUCGCUGGAAGUUAUACAAAACACAGAUGAUACAAAAGUUCUCUGCAGGAAUGAAGAAGGAAAAUAUGGUUAUGUCCUCCGGAGCUACUUGGUGGACAAUGAUGGAGAGAUUUAUGAUGAUAUUGCUGAUGGUUACAUCUAUGACAAUGACUAG